Molecule: messenger RNA, 1038 nt
Organism: Scheffersomyces stipitis CBS 6054
Lineage: Eukaryota; Fungi; Ascomycota; Pichiomycetes; Serinales; Debaryomycetaceae
Exons: 1
Biological process (GO): UDP-glucose transmembrane transport
Cellular component (GO): Golgi apparatus; endoplasmic reticulum-Golgi intermediate compartment; cis-Golgi network
Molecular function (GO): antiporter activity
Source: RefSeq, a predicted model, not a curated record
ACAGCAGAAGCCAUUAUCUACAUCUUGGGGUGGUACUUCUUCUCGUUGUCGAUCUCUAUCUACAACAAGUGGAUGUUUGGCAAAGACGGACUCGAUUUCAAGUUCCCCAUUCUCAUCACUGCCUUCCACCAGUUCUGUCUUAUGAUCAUGAGCUGCAUCGUACUAUACAGUAGACCCAAGUUACGACCCACAGUCAACGAAGUUGCUGACCCAACAGACAACUCCUUCUCAAAAUUCUUAAGGACGUUCAGAAUGGACUCCAUUGCAUAUUUGAAACAGAUCUUUCCAUGUUCGUUAGCAUCUGCUGGGGACAUAGGUCUCUCCAACGUUUCUUUCAAAUUCAUCUCUUUAAGUUUGUACACUAUGUUGAAAACUUCGUCGUUGAUGUUUGUUCUCAUGUUCGGACUUCUUUUCAGGCUUGAAAAGUUCAAUUGGCGUUUAGUCAGUAUAGUCUUAGUCAUGACAGGUUCCGUAAUUAUGAUGGUAAAAAAACCAGAUGAUUACGAACCAGACGAAGAAGAUACCCACAAUAGCAUUGGAAUCAUAUUAGUUAUAGGAGCUUCGGUUAUGUCGGGCCUUAGAUGGUCUUUUACCCAGUUGUUGUUGAAAAGGAAUCCAUACACAAGCAACUCCAUAUCUACCAUAUUCUACAUUUCUCCUUCAAUGUGUCUCAUCUUAUUUUUCUUAGGUUUAAUUUUUGAAGGAUGGACAAACUUCACUGAUUCUCAUGUGUGGGAAGUACGGGGUCUUGUUGGAACGUUAUCGUUAAUGAUUAUUCCCGGCUUCUUAGCAUUUAUGAUGACAUUGUGUGAAUUUAAGUUGUUAACUGUUGCACAGGUGAUCACGCUAUCAGUUGCUGGUAUCUUCAAAGAAUUGCUCACGAUCUUGUUGAGUUCCUUGAUCUUCGGCGACAAACUUAGUAUUAUCAAUGGUCUUGGAUUGGUUAUUACAUUUGCUGAUAUAAUCUGGUACAACUACUAUAGGUACAAUGAGAGCAUUGACAACGAUGGUUAUGUGAGUCUCAAGGCCAGAAAUGAC